Messenger RNA from Eucalyptus grandis, 2447 nucleotides. RefSeq names its product disease resistance protein RPV1-like. NCBI's taxonomy places the organism in Eukaryota, Viridiplantae, Streptophyta, Magnoliopsida, Myrtales, Myrtaceae. Gene Ontology annotation, biological process: defense response. The record is from RefSeq and is a predicted model, not a curated record. Gene Ontology annotation, molecular function: protein binding; ADP binding. Bases 132 to 1736 code for a protein of 534 amino acids. The transcript has 3 exons.
GUAUUGUAUGCCUACAAAAUGAGCUCAUUUCUAAUGUGAUAAGAGGAUCGGAGGUGUCUAAUGUCGAUGAUGGAAUCCGUGUACUCAAAUCUCGAUGUAAAAGUAAGAAAGUCCUCGCUCUUCUUGAUGAUAUGGAUGAUACUACUCACUUGGAUGCUUUGGUCGGAGACGGUAGUUGGUUUAAAGUGGGAAGUAUAGUCAUUAUCACAACUAGAAACAAGAGUAUUCUUGACAAGGUUAGGGCUAGCCACUUAUAUGAACUUGAACAGUUGCCUCCGAAUCAAUCGUUGAUUUUAUUUAGUAGACAUGCAUUUCGAAAUGAUUUUCCUCCGAGUGAUUAUAAGCACAUCUCUCAUGAUAUUGUAUCUAUUACUAGGGGUCUUCCUUUAGCACUUGAAGUUAUAGGCUCAUACUUAUGUGGAAAGACAAAGGCAACAUGGAAAGAUACAUCAGAGAAAUUGAAGAAAAUUCCUGCUAAGGAAGUGCAAGAGAGGUUGAAGAUAAGUUACGACGCAUUAGAUUAUGAAGAGCAACAGAUUUUUUUGGAUAUAGCAUGUUUUUUCAUUGGAAUUUCUAAACAAAAUCCGACUUAUAUGUGGGAUGCCUGUGGUUUUUACCCAGGGAAAGGGAUUGAAGUAUUAAGUCUUAUGUCCCUAAUUAAAAUUGGCGAAUAUGGCAAGUUAAUGAUGCAUGAUCAACUGAGAGAUCUUGGAAGGGAAAUUGUUCGUUUAGAAAAUCAAAAGGAGCCUGGAGAACAUAGUCGGUUAUGGAUUGAUGAGGAAGCCAAAAAUGUACUUGAGAGCAACAAGGGCACUUGUAAGAUUGAGGCCCUUCGUCUUGGCUAUAAUAGACGGAAUAGAUGGGAAAGCGAUGAUGAGGAAAGCUACCGAGGUGAACAGUUUAACGAAUUCACCAACUUGAGGUUCCUUCAAUUGGGCAAUGUGAAUUUUACUGGAGAUUUCCAAAACUUGCUUCCUCAAUUAAGAUGGCUUGACUGGAAGACUUGUCCCUGGGAUUUUGAAAUUGUCAACUUUCACCCAAAGAAAUUAGUCGUGCUCAAUCUAUCAGGUAGUGAGAUUUCGGAGGACUGGGGAGGAUGGGGCCCACUCAAGGUGGCAACUAAUUUGAAAGUUCUCGACCUCUCGAGUUGUCAAAAUCUGAGAAGAACUCCUGACUUGUCUGCUUUCGAAAGCUUGGAGAUUUUGAAUCUUGACCAGUGUUGGAGUCUAGAAGAAAUUCAUCCUUCUGUAUGGUAUAUUAAGACCCUUGUCUCCUUGGACGCUUAUGAGUGUCAAGAACUAGAGAAGCUACCAGUAAGAGUAGGGAGAAUGGAAGAAUCGAGAGAGCUUCCAUGCUAUGAUAAACUUGCUCAGCUUCCUGAAUCCAUGGGUUCCUCUGAGUCAUUAACUAGGCUGAGCUUAUCUAUUACAGGGAUUAAAGAAUUACCUGAAUCCAUUGGUUCUAUGAAGGCGCUAGAGACUCUUUGGGCCAAUGGGUGUAAAUUAGAUUGCAUACCCAACUCCAUAGGCAAUCUAACAUCUCUAACUAGCCUUAACCUAUCAUGGUGUGAUUUAGAUUGCAUACCCAACUCCAUAGGCAAUCUAACAUCUCUAACUUACCUUAACCUAUCAGGGUGUAAAUUGAGAGAGAUCCCUAACUCGAUUGGAAAGUUGGCAAAACUCCAAGUGUUGCAUGUAAAUGAUUGCAAAAUUUGGAAGGAUUGCCUAGUGAUAUAGGCGAGCUGGUUUCGCUAAAUAAGCUUUAUUUAGACAAUUCGGGCAUUAGGGGCUUGCCGGAGAGCAUUUCGAAGCUCUCUUCUGUCCAGUGUCUCGACCUUAGUGGCUGCGAAAACCUUCGAGAAAUACCGGAACCGCCCUUGAGCUUAACAGCUCUACAUAUCAAUUUCCCGACUCCAUCGUUGCCAUUUCUUUCUAAACUAACCCUUCUUCAGGACCUCACUCUUUUCGAUCUCCAUCCUCUUGAAUGUCUCUCAGAGUUUCCCGUCCGACUAUCGACGCUUCAUAUUAUACCUAGUUCUUCGCUGAACGACGAUAUGAGGGAUUUGGAGAAGCGAUUAUCCGAAUUGAUUCGCGACAAGUCCUCCGGGGGAAGAGAACUCACUGGAUCCAAUUGGACAUAUACUAAUCCCAUCACCGGGCGAAGAGAACUCACUGAUCUCACUGGAUCCAAUUGGACAUAUACUAAUCCCAUCACCGGGCGAAGAGAACUCACUGGAUCCAAUUGGACAGAUACUGAUUCCUUCAGGUACCAAAUUUUCAUCAGCUACCAAAUUGGUGAGGCAACGAACCCGACCAUUGCAAAAUCAAGCGAAGAAGGAGACCCUCUUUCUCUCUCUGUCUCGGCCGUAUAAAUUUCGGCGACCGAACCCGACCAUUGCAAAAUCAAGCGAAGAAGGAGACCCCCUCUCUCUCUCUCUCUCUCUCUUG